This is a messenger RNA of Tribolium castaneum (red flour beetle), 1528 nucleotides long. It is a transcript of the gene Tcjheh-r3, whose product is annotated as juvenile hormone epoxide hydrolase-like protein 3. The record is from RefSeq and is marked provisional. Gene Ontology annotation, molecular function: epoxide hydrolase activity. Gene Ontology annotation, biological process: epoxide metabolic process. NCBI's taxonomy places the organism in Eukaryota, Metazoa, Arthropoda, Insecta, Coleoptera, Tenebrionidae.
AUUCGUAAUUGAUAAUAAACCCGAACUGUAGUUUAGUUUCAACUUUUUCAUAUCGUAGAUAGGGUUCUAGUACGAGUGUAAAUUUGUGAUAAAAACAAUGGGAAUCGGGUGGAAAAUUUUAGUGAUUCCGGCAGUUUUAAUUGCUUUCGGCGGCUACAAAAUUAAUAAUUUAUUGACACCGCCGCUGCCACCAAAAUUACAAGAGCCGUGGUGGGGGAGCGGCGAUCCUUCGAAGCAAGACAAGUCAAUUCGCCCUUUCACAGUUAACGUUUCUGAACAGGAUCUCCGUGACUUGCAAUACCGCCUGGACCAUGCCCGUCCGUUCACCCCUCCUCUCGAAGGGGUCCAGCAGCAGUACGGCAUGAACACCAACUUGCUUAAAGAAAUCGUAACAUUUUGGCGCACGAAGUACAACUGGCGCGAGCGCGAGAAACUCUUCAACAAAUACCCGCAAUUUCUCACUAAUAUACAAGGCCUCGACAUCCACUACAUCCACGUUAAGCCCAAAGCCACCACCCUCAAAGUCUUGCCCCUUUUGCUGCUCCAUGGCUGGCCCGGAUCCGUGCGCGAGUUCUACGAAACCAUCCCCAUUCUAACAACGCCCCAAAAAGGCAAAACCUUUGUUUUUGAAGUCAUUGUGGCGUCGCUCCCCGGCUACGGCUUCUCCCAAGCUGCAGUUCGGCCCGGCUUGGGGGCGGCACAGAUGGCUGGGGUGUUCAAGAAUUUGAUGAAACGGUUAGGGUUUGAAAAAUAUUACAUCCAAGGAGGGGAUUUUGGGCAUAUUGUCUUGCACCACUUGGCGGUGUUGUACCCUGAGGUGGUUGCCGGCUUUCACUCGAAUAUGUGUGUGGUUUUUACGCCUUUGGCGGUUUUGAAAUUACUGGUGGGUUCGUUUUUCCCGUCUUUGGUCACAAGGCCCGAACAUGUGGAUCGUAUUUAUUCAGUCCCGGAUUUUGCAAGUCAGAGGGCACUUGAGACUGGAUAUUUGCAUAUUCAAGCCACGAAACCCGACACUCUUGGUGUGGCUUUGAGGGAUUCACCCGUGGGGCUGGCAGCCUAUAUUUUGGAAAAAUUUACCACUGGGACUAACGCAACUCAUCAAAAACGUGAAGAUGGGGGUUUGAAAGAAUAUUAUGAUUAUGCGGAUCUUUUGGAUAAUGUGAUGGUUUAUUGGGUUACGGGAUCAAUGCCUACUGCUAUGCGGCUAUAUGCCGAGACAUUUAAUAAAAAACACAUGGGUUUGGGAAUUAGCAGAAUGCCAGUGCAAGUCCCAAGUGCCUGUGCUAGGUUUAAAAAUGAUUUUUAUGGAGCUGAUGGAAUUCUGAAAGAACUCUACCCUAAAUUACUCCACCUGUCUGAUUACCAUGGCGGACAUUUUGCGGCAUUUCAGUUGCCUGAAACUUUCAGUAAAGAUGUGUUUAUGGCAGUUGAAAAAUUUGAAAAUUAUCAUGCCAAACAAACUUGAUUUUUCACUUUUUUGUAUUUGAAUUAUUAAAAUUAUGUUUUUAAUAAAGUUAUGUUGAGUUUU